Molecule: messenger RNA, 1023 nt
Organism: Rhagoletis zephyria (snowberry fruit fly)
Lineage: Eukaryota; Metazoa; Arthropoda; Insecta; Diptera; Tephritidae
Source: RefSeq, a predicted model, not a curated record
AUGGCCGAUAACCUUUUAGAAGAAGUUAAAAUUAUUGACAAUAAAACACCUGAUACAGCUCAAUCUGUGCAAACACAGACCACCACGACCACCACCACCAACAAAGACGACUCGUCCGAGCCAGAGAUUGAAAACAAUAGUGAACAUGAAAAUGCGGAUCAAAAUGCAGCUGUUGAGGUAAACAAUCAAGAAAAGCCUGAAACCCGACAAUGCUGGGUCUGCCUAUCGACCGAUGAAGAGGACGACGAAACGACCGACUGGGUUCAUCCCUGUCGAUGCAUAGGUUCGUCCAUGUGGGUUCAUCAAAAUUGCCUGCAACAGUGGAUCGAUGAGAAGCAAAAAUUCAACUCUACUCUGAGUGUGGCAUGCACGCAGUGCAACACUGAGUACGUCUUAAUAUACACUAAACACAACGGCAAACUCUUCUUUGCUAUUGACCUAUGUGAUAGAAUCCUCUACUCGGCUUCGCCACUAGCUGCAAUCACCUGCAUUGUGGGCUCAAUUUACUGGAGUGCCGUUUGUUAUGGCGCCUUUACUGUGAUGCAAGUGCUAGGAAAAGAAAACGGCAAGAGCCUAAUAGAGCACUCUGAUCCCAUAAUGCUCCUUGUUGGCUUACCAACGAUUCCAGUUGUGCUGAUUCUUUCUAAACUAAUUCGCUGGGAAGAUCAAAUUUUAAAGCUAUGGUUUAAGAAUAACUUUCGAUACCCUUUGCUGGGCUAUGUGAUGGGUAAACCGGCCGCCAAAUCGCGUGAAUUCACAGAGAACAAUCUGCUUUCUCGGGAAACUAUGGCGGAUCCAAUUACCAUUUGCCGAAAUUUCUGCAGUGCUUUAAUUCUGCCUACUGCUGCGACCUUUUUUGGAGGUCUCUUUUUUGGUGACAUUGAGUCGAACCUUCAUCGUACACUUUUGGGUGGCUUAACUUUUAUCAUAGGAAAAGGCCUUUUGAAAAUUUCGCUUCGACAGUGGCAGUACGUGCGUAUAUCGCAUCGGAAAAUAUUAAAUUUUGUUGACGCUAAAACAUAA